GUUUUGAAACAAAACCUAAUUUCCCAAUUUUUCAAAAUGAGACUGAGUUAGCUACUACGUGAGAGUGAGUUAGGUGGGAGAGAACCCUUCCACCGCCAUUUUCGCCGUCAUUUCUGCUGCCUUUCCGCCGCCGGCACCGUCACCGUCACCAUGCCGUGUCCGUUGCGGUAGAGAGCUUCUCGAGCCACCUCUUCUAUCAACAUAUUUUCAGAUAUGUUCUUCUAUACGGUUAUUGCUGCCACAGUGGAGUUUCCAUCGCCGUUGUUGCUGCCGCCGUUUCUAUCACCACUGCCAUUGUUGUUGCUGCCGCCGUUGCCGUGGUAGAACGUUUUUGGAUCGAGUCACCUCCUCUGUUAACGCGUUUUCAGAUCUGUUCCGUCCCAAACUUCUUCGACGCAACCUUCUCUCCCUCCAUAUUUCUCCUUCGAGCUUCCGCAGGAUUCUUCUCAACCUCAAGAACAGGAUCAUAAACUUGAUUCAUGCCAAGGGAAAAACGCAUAAAAAAUCCAUUGAAGUUUGUAGAUGAGAGGGAAAACAACAAUGCUUCUCGUUCACUUCAACCUCCAGCACCAGCAGCAUCUGAAGAUACCACUAGUGUAGAGGCUAGUGAGGCUCCUUCUAAAGCUCCUUCUCAAGUCGUUGCAAAUUCCAUUUCAUCUGAUGGAGCCACACAUUGUUCUAACUCAAAGUCUUCAUCUGCUUGGAAUGUGGAGAUAAUUGACUCUACAAAUAUGAAGAAGAAGGCUAAGAUCAAAGUCAAGGAUGUUUGCAACUUACCUAGAGGAGAUCGUGUAAUUGUAGAGGUUGACGAAGAGGGUGCGGCAUAUGGCGAAGCACAAGGUUUACUUGCUGGCUAUUGUGGUAUAUUAGCAACUAAUGCACGUAUCUUUCCAAUUAGCUUUGAAAAGUGGUCGGGACAAGAAAAUGGUGGCAUGCCUAAGUCUUUCAAGGAUGAGUGCUUUGAUACAAUGAUAAAGCCCCACUUCCAUUUUACAAGCACAGAAAAGAUUGCCUACAGGUAUUGCAUUCAAAGUAUUGCAAAGAAGUGGGCAACAUAUAGGCAAAGAUUGUGGAAUGAGUUCUAUGAUCCAACCAUGAGAAGAGAAGCAUUGGUGAACAAUGUGCCUGAUGAUAUUCCAAGAGAUCAAUAGGCUUAUUUUGUCAAUUAUCGACUAAAACCGUCUACAGUUGAGCUUUGCAUGAAAAAUAAGGAAAAUUGAAGCAAGCAAACCAUUCCUCACACUUGUGGAUCUAAAUCCAACUCUCGGAGGCGACAUGAGAUGUACUUGGAAACGGGAAAGAAGCCUAGUAGAGGAAUGAUGUACAUUGAAACACAUAAGAGGAAGGAUGGGUCUUUUGUAAAUAACAAGGCAUUAACUAUAGUGGAACAAAUUGAGCUGAAUAUGACACAGUCAAAUACACAAUUUGAGGUGUCCCCUAAUGAUGCUGUUGGUAAAGUUUUGGGGCCUGAACACUCUGGGAGAGUUCGUUGUAUGGGCAUGGGAGCAGCGCCUACAAAUACCUUUAGGAAUGUGAGAAGCCGGCUUAAUGGGAUGACCAUCUCCACUAAUUCAGCUGUAUCUUCUUCGCCUACUACUGCUGCAAUUUUACAGGAAAAGAUCAAUAAUUUGGAGUUUGACUUACAUAAUUCACAGCAAAAGGUCAUUAGUCUAGAGUCUAAGUUGCAGCAAUCAUUUGAUAUGAUGAAAGCAUAUCUAAUGAUGAAGGAAGGAGGAAUUCCCGAAGUACUUGUUGGCUUCUUUUCUGCCCGCGAGGCUAAUAAUGCUGAAAGUGAGCCUACUACUCCCUUUGAUGCUAGAAGAUCAGUUGGUGAUAGCAACGGACAUCCGAGGACAAAUACUUGAGAUUUUUUUGUAAUUAGAUGAUAUUGAAAUAUUGAAUAUUUUUACUUUUUUAAGAAAAACAGUAAUAGUUGUGUAAAACAAUACCAUAUGCAAUUAUGUCUUAUAUUGAAGAAUUGUGUUAUAAAA
Molecule: messenger RNA, 1991 nt
Organism: Arachis duranensis
Lineage: Eukaryota; Viridiplantae; Streptophyta; Magnoliopsida; Fabales; Fabaceae
Exons: 9
Coding region: 1281-1865 (194 amino acids)
Source: RefSeq, a predicted model, not a curated record